Molecule: messenger RNA, 1479 nt
Organism: Punctularia strigosozonata HHB-11173 SS5
Lineage: Eukaryota; Fungi; Basidiomycota; Agaricomycetes; Corticiales; Punctulariaceae
Exons: 9
Coding region: 247-1251 (334 amino acids)
Cellular component (GO): membrane
Source: RefSeq, a predicted model, not a curated record
GCAGCAGCUCCGACGGUCCCAGGCGGACGAUUCGGCUGGUCCUCGCUAUCCUCGCAGCCCUUCUGCGUCCUCGACUGACCCAGCGCGCAACACACCAGUCGGCGCGCGAGGACUUGGCAGAAUAUUUCUCGCUUUUGUUCCCUAUAUAUCCCAUCCCAUCACGGCCACUGUUCGCUCGUUUCUGCUCUUUUGUUCUCGUGUUGUGUUUGCUCUUAUCUGUUCCGGUUCUGCGGAGGUAAAGCGAGAAUGGGCUCGGCAUAUUCGCGCUGGUUCGACAUACACGAUACCUUCGAUCCAGCAUGUCUCUACGUUACAUCACCAUUCCUGUCGCCGGCCUGGCUGACCUUUGUACGAAUCCUACUGGGACUUUACGCGCUCGCAGGAAACUGCUACAAUCUAGCGUAUACGACUAGCGUGCUGCAUCAAGGGAGCUCGUACUUCUCGUAUUUCACCCGCUUGUCAUGGAUUGGCGAUGCGUCAUACCUCCUAGCCGUCGGCGUACAGACGCUAUUCUAUACCAUACGUCUCCGCCGGGGUUUCGGGACACGCGCAUUACCGGCUCCGUCUAACAACGAGGUCAAGGAAGAACGAGGUUCUUCUGGUAGUCGCACCAGUGGCACUGGGACAACGGCCGAACAGGGUAUCGUAGAGCAAUCGACGAAGGCAGUACGCGGCAACGCAUACCCUCUGCAACAAUGGCCGAAAAUCCUGCAGUUCCUACACGUGCUGCUAUGGGGCACGUUCACCACUUUCCCCAUCAUCGUCACGGUCGUAUUUUGGUCUCUCCUCUCUGGCCCCACAGCAUUGAGCACCGUCAAUAAUGCUUGGGGCAACAUUUCCGGUCAUCUGCUCAACUCGGUCUUUGCACUCUUCGAGAUAUUCUUCACCAACGCUCCACCAGUGCCCUGGACCUACCUUCCCUUCCUCGUCAUUCUCCUAGCACUAUACAUGGGCGUUGCCUACAUCACGUUCGCAACACAACACUUCUACGUAUACGACUUCCUCGACCCCGGGAAACAGCACGCGCUCCUCGCAGCCUACAUCAUUGGCAUCGCUGUCGGUUGCUGCCUCAUCUUCUCCCUCGUCCGUGGCGUGAUCGUCCUUCGUCAGCGCCUCGCCCGCCGAUUUUUCCCGCGCCGCGCGGGUGGUGCGGCGUUUGGGGAUGACGCCGGUGUGCGCGCAGAAGGAAUUGACGAAUGGGAGACGGUGGAACACGAGGAUGCGUUGCAGAAAGGUGCGGAGGCGGUGUGAGGCAGAGUGACGGGUUCGGACCUGGGUGAAUGGUGUGUACAUAGGCUGCGAGGCUACGGCGGUUUCUGCAUCUUGAGUAUCGAUCCAUUGAGUAUGCCAGAUUUGCGUGCGCCCCAUCGGCGCAUUCAAUGGAAAGUUGGUUCAAUUCAAGUAUUUUAGACGACUGCAGCGCGCGACCAACGUCGAAGCAUGGGGCUGUGGGUGUGUGCAUGUGGAAUAUCGCAUGCG